AUGCUUCACCGACUGAUCGCUACGGGUUGUGUCGAGGAGAUCCUCACCUAUCUUGGUCAUAUCGGAGACUUCUGGUCCUCACUGGUGGCCUUAGAUCCAGAUUUGAUGAAGAGGAUUGAUCCAGACACUGUGGAUGCCCUGCAGUUGCUGGCGCCGGGCAAGUCCAGAAUCAACACCACAAUGGCCCGUGGGCUGGUGCUAGGCGGCCAAGCAUUCGCUGAAUUCACUGACGAAGAACGAAGGGUCAUAUGGAACCGGCUGGCAAAUUUUGACGGGCUAGUUCUGUCUUUGUACAAGUUCUUUGAAGAUUUCAAGUAUCUCGAAAGCUGUGCGCAUUGCGUGAAGCGACUCUUUGGCUCGUCAACCGAAUCUGUGUGGAAAACCAUGAGCUCGAUUUUCGUUCCGUAUUCGGGUUCGGAGGUGGAAGAGAGACUUAUUCAAACUUCCGAAUCCACUUUCCGGCGUGAGGCUGCAACCGAUGCAGAGUGUCUUGAUAUAGGGUAUUUACAGAUCUGGCUGUACGCAAUGCGACAUUAUCCUCUGAUGCCACCCGACCCGAAGAGUGACGAUGAGCUUUUGGCAAAGUCAUCUCGUGCCAUAGCUGACAAGAGGGCGAUCUAUGAGAUGGCUGAGCUUGCUCGCCGGCUCGGGUUUCAGUCCCCAGAGAUCAAGGCAAUAAUUGAUGGUUCCCCAGAUUGUGAGAUCGCGCGGGCAGCUCUGUUACAGGCCAGGAAACCUAACUAUCUCUGGUAUGAUGAGGAUCAAUUUGAUGCCCUUGUCAGCCAAAUUGUUGAUUAUUUCGCUGCUGCAGUUCCUGACCAGCCUGAAAUUAUUCAUGAACUUCUCGCGGAUAGCACUGUGAAGCCUCGGGCCCGCUGCGGCAUGCCACGAAUGUGUACUCAUAAGUAA
Molecule: messenger RNA, 909 nt
Organism: Aspergillus fischeri NRRL 181
Lineage: Eukaryota; Fungi; Ascomycota; Eurotiomycetes; Eurotiales; Aspergillaceae
Exons: 2
Coding region: 1-909 (302 amino acids)
Source: RefSeq, a predicted model, not a curated record